Messenger RNA from Amoebophrya sp. A120, 7225 nucleotides. NCBI's taxonomy places the organism in Eukaryota, Dinophyceae, Syndiniales, Amoebophryaceae. The record is from the annotation of a GenBank genome assembly.
CACGACACUUACACUUUGAUAAGUGAGCAGCUGAGGCGGAACGGGCACCAGGCUCGGGAAUCAAACUGAGCAACGGCCCCGGUACUAGUGGUCCUCGUGUUCCUGUAGUUUCCAUUUUCUUUCAGUUUCAAGAUUUCGACUCCCCGCCUUGGCCUCGUCAGGCUGCCCCAUUUUUGUUGUGGCUUUUAGUAGAGCAAGGCCAAAAACAUGUCCUCCUCGUCUCUGUUGUUGGAUUGCCUGGCCCCCUUUCUCGUAGCCGCUCAGGACGAUGAGGAUCGUCGUGUUCUUGACGCGGAGCAGAGCACAAGCAGGCCGCUGUUGCAAAAGCACACAGCUGAUAACUACGAAUCCAGAACCACCGGAAACCGCCGCCGAGGUGAGCCCCCCACGAACUGGAACGUCCGCUGCAGCGAGGCACAGAGGUUCUGCGACGCAGUGCGAGACAACGAGGACCGUCAACGUGCUGAAGAAAGCAAAUCCGGCACAAUUGUAACCAUAACGAUCCGAGCCUUCCUUUCCCACACACUCGAUGCGGACUUUUCCCACGACAGAGCGGUAGCUGACUCUGAUUUUUUCGUAGCUCCGGAACGAUUUGGGAUCCCAGUUCUCUUUCCGAAAUUGAAGGUAAGGACGAAUUGCUUUUUUGCGUUUUUUUUUCUCCAGCAUAAAAGCGAUGCUUUGAUCAUGUUUAUCUUGUUUAUUCGGGAUGAAACAAAUUUAUCAUUUAGCACUCAAUAGCCCUCUGGUCAUUCCUCUACACGACCCAUUGAGACGCUGAUGUCUUCGUUUUGUUUUUUUGUUCUCGUGACGUAUAGAUACAUUCUUUCAAUAAAAAACGAAGGUCCUUAUCUUGACCGGUUGCAGGCUGAAGACUUUCGACCACCUCGGCCCGCUGACAGAUUUAACGCAGUUGCUAUCCUGUGCAAAAGUAUCGUGCUCGUAGUAAUUGCAAUCAUGCGCUACAAAUCUUUUUCUAAAGGCAAAUCCAUACAAUCUUUCAUUUCUCAUGCUGAGGAAAUCAUUUGUAAUUAUGCAUUUAUACGAGUACGAUAGGAUACUUUUGCAAUUCAUAGUUGUUUAUCUCCGACAAUGAGCUUUUCACGAUUCCCGAAACCAUAGCAAGCUCUUUCCCUGCGCUGGAGUUUCUCGACCUGGCCGGCAACAGAGUAACUUCCUUCGUGGAGACGGGGAAACUCGCGACGCUGCCGAAAUUGAGGAGUCUGGAUUUGGGGCGGAAUCCAAUUUUAUCGGCGAUAAAAAGCAGCAAUCAAAGUAAAAGCAACAGCUCUACUACGUUCUCUUCAUCGUCUCCCUCAGCGUCCUUAUUGCACGAUGAUGAUGUUCUUCGGCAGCAGCUUCAAAUCGAGUACCAAAUUCUGUACCUUGUACCGCAACUCCAGCGUUUCAACCAGAAGGAAGUUGGAAAAACGAUCCAGAAGCAAGUCCGGGCUGGAAUCUUGCCCACGGCAACGGCAGCAGACUGCAUGCAGAUACAAACUGCGCGGGAGGUGGUGGUAAAAAACCAAGAACGAUUGUCCCUAGAGGACCACGGCGCGGACGAGGUGCUCAUGUCUUCAGCUGCGACACCAAAUGCGGAAGCGGAUGCAGCUGCUGAGCAGAAAAAUAAGACGACCAAAUACAACCACGGGCGCUCUGAGGAUCAAAGUCGUCACGGUGGCAAUGAAGAUUACUUCGAGGAGGUGGGGGAGGAGGCUGCGGCUAUCUCUCGCGUGGAAGCGGAGAUUUACGACCUGGAGAAGGAAAUUCUCGCGUCUACCACGAGGACCACCGCGCCGAAGACAACGUUUUUUCCAAAUUACCAGUCCGGUGGGUCAUCCUCCAGUACUGCGCGGUCUGCGAGGAAAUGGAGGCAAGAGGAGGAACAGCAGCAGCACACGCAGCGGGAACAAGAUUUGCAUCAAAUAAACCCUCACGACUCUAAACACGGCCACAAAAUGAACAGCGACUUCCACUUCCGCCAAAAACUACCCCCACCGGUGCUGUUUAUGAAUGACGGGGGCAGUAGUUCGUCGAAUAAGUCGUCUGGUGCACCAUCGAAGUCCUUGAGUAGCAAGUCUUCGGCGAGCAGUGGUGGAAAAAAAUCCUCGUCCUCCUCUUCUGCCCCCUCGGGAGGUGGAGGUGGUGGUCCUGGUUCGCAAAGCCAAGAGCAGCAGCAAUGGGCUGAUGCUGAGACGCAUCAAGACGGAGAGGAGAAAUUCUACGACCCCCGGCCGACGUCUGCUUCUGAGAACGGAGGAGUACACGCCACGACCAGAAGUAGUGCUGCAAGCCGCGGGGAGGCCGUACCAGGAGAGCAACAGGAAGGAAGUAGAAUGGGUGGAAGAUCAACAUCUUCCCGUAUUCAAAACUUCUCGGUGAACAGAGCUAGCGCGAACGAAGUAGACAAGGGGUUUGUAGAAGAGAGUGACGAAGAGGUGGCUGCAGCGCAAGUUGACCACCGCAAGACAGACCAAAUCCGAGCAAGUGCCGCGUCUCGGACGAGUGCAACAUCAAGAAGUGCCGGAAACAAUGGAAGUCGCGCCGGCUCAGCAGUAUUACAACAGGGCUCGCUUUCUUCAGCUUCAUUUGCGCAACAUCAAGACCACGGAGCCGCGCAAGACGAGAUGAAUCAGCCGCCUUUUUUCACGGCGUUUGAAGCAUCGCCGAGCGGCGCGCCGUUUGAAGGACCACAAGUGGAGGAUCUCAGUCCCAUAAACGCGUCGGGGCAUUCGAAGCCAGGGAUGUUGAACUACAACGCGCUUGGCGAUUAUCCCGGAAAAAACAACCGUCCCCAUCCAUUUCAUGCAUGACAAACACAGGACAUCAUACAUUUUUUGCAUGACAAAUUGGAUAGGGGUUCGUUGUUGUUUUUUUUUGUGGAUAGCGACUCGGUGCUGCUGCAGUCCGUUUCGGCGGAAGCGACGUGUAUGUGCUUUCUAAUCUCUGUUCAGUUUUGAUGACUCGUGCUUCUUUCUUUAUUUACUCAAAAAUCUCAAACGACUCCAUCUCGAAGAUGCCCUUUGUUGAGGCAUUACAAUCAAACCUCGUCCCUAUCCGUGCAAUUUGCGGAUUAUACUUCCAAAAUUAACUCAGCCCCCUCGUCCUCCCGUGUUCGGAAAGCGCACUUUGACCUUCUCCACCGCAUGAUCUCCCCGAGUCACGAGAGGCGCCGUCCCAACCGAGUUCACCAUCCCAGCGGGUUCGGGUUUGGGUUUGAACCGAGAGGCAGGAAAACUUCUACGCCAGGAGGAAUAGAUCAUCAGUACCACAAUCGUCUGCAAAGUACCAGUCCUCACGAAGAAGUCCGCACGAUUUCGCCUCUGGAUGAGCGGCCCGAUGGGUCUCUUGCGUACCAACUGCAGCAGCUCCUCUCGAAACCGGAGAACGAGGAGGUGGUUCGGUUGGCGCUGCAAAAAGCCGGCUAUGCAAUACAAAUUUCCCGUACAUGUACAACAUGCAACAUCACAAAUUUCACCAUUUUGGAGCGUAAAACCUGUCAUGCUAGACUAGGAUCGAAGCCAAGUUUUGUCAUGCAGAGACCGCAUCUGUACGUGUGCGGGAAAUGUAUUGUGGAUACCGGUCGGGAUUUUUCCAUCGACCCGAAAAAUUACUUCGAAAAUAAUGGAAUGAAGGACGGAAUAACGGUAUCCAAGAAAAAAACUGUGUUAGUGUAGGUGUCUUGCUGUGACAGCAUGACAAAUCGGUUCUGCAUGAUAGACAAAGCCUGUCAUGCGCACCUAGUAAAUGAAAACACAUCAAGAAAUAGAAUAGGAUUUUAUGGUUGGUUAGCAUGACAAGCACAAGUGUAACAGUGUUGCACGCUUCGCAUCACAGACUUACACUUACACAGUUUUUUUCUUGCAUAAACGGGUAACAGGAAAAUGAUUUCUAAGCAGAACCUGAUCCGGCAACUGCUGAAAGAGCCGAGCUGCUUCGUCGACGUGUUCCUCCAGCUUUAUCGAGCAAAAAAGUGUUUAUCGUUAUCGAAAAAUUCGCAAUCGAAAAAAAGACCACUUUUUACCGGGUCGCAAAAAAUUCGAUAACAGCGGAGGUUUUUGGUCACUUUUACGCUGCAGUACCGCCGUGCCUGGCGUUUGUUAUCGAAUUUCCUUGUGGUCGCGCCCUCAAAUUCGAUAACAGCGACGAUUUUUGGUCACUUUUACGCUGUAGUCAGCACGGCCCCGGGCGUUUGUUAUCGAAUUGGUUUUGGGUCCAUGGCUUUCUGUAGCGCCCGAAACCAAUUCGAUAACAAACGUCCUAGCACGGGCUAAUUACAGCGCAAAAGUGUCCAAAAAUGGUCGCUGUUAUCGAUUUUCAUUUUGGACUCCUAGAAAAUUCGAUAACAAACGCUAGGCACGGCGGUACUGCAGCGUAAAAGUGACCAAAAAUGUUCGCUGUUAUCGAUUUUUUCGCGACCCGGUAAAAAGUGGCUUUCUCUGCGAUUGCGAAUUCGAUAACGAUAACACUUUUUUCUUCGAUAAGCUUUGCUUGCACAUCAUCGAGGAAAAAGAAAAGCAUCACCUACAGCAGUACGGAAAAGACCACUUUCCCUUCGGCUACCCCGGGCACGGCGUAUCAAAUGUAAAAAUGUCUGGGUCUGGAAGAAUGCAUGUUUGUCAUGCUUGUCUGGCAUGACUCUUAGAUCUGUCAUGCACGUUACCCAAGAGCUCCAUUUUUCUGUGAUGCAGGAACGCAGUUUGUCAUGCAGAAUAGGCAACACCUCGAAGCUCAGAAACUUGUCAUGCUGAGCCAGCAUUUGUGGCCUCAUCAUGAGACGCCACCCAGCAUCACAAGCUUCCAGAGGACCCAGACAUUUUUACAUUUGAUACGGCGCGCCGAAGUACUAUCUUGGUGGACGCGGCGGGGGGCGACGGAGUCGCAGUGGGAGUAGGAGUAGGGGAACAAGAAGUGCUGCUGCAUCGCCAUACGAAGAACAAUUCGGUGGUGAAGAGAACAACUAUUCUAAUUCCUACGUCUUCCCUCCUGGCACGAAUUCUAAUUUGAAAACGCCGGGUGUUGCCGCCGGGACCAUUAGCAGGACACAAAAACACAAGAAUUUUGUUCCAGCGAACGCUGAAGAGUUGUCGGAGAUUCGCCAGGAAACGGUGGCGCGCUUUCUGGAGUCAAAAAAGUUCACUGCGGCGAAUUCAAAAUCCACAGAAAACGAUAACUCCUCCUCUUCCCGACGGGGCUAUUUGGAUGAUGAAGAGGACGAGGACGAGGAGCCGUUGGGACCACAGCUUUUUCCGAAUUUGAGUGCGCGCAGGGAGAAUUUGAAAAAAAUGUGCCUUCCGAACCGGCUGUUCAGAGCCGCGGCCAGGAGGCAGCAGGUACAUACUAAUGUUUUGAUUUUUUUUGUAAGUGAGUGUAUUUGUGAUGCGGAGAUGCGAAUGCGAAACUUACACAGAAAUGCACCAGAUGCAAUACAAAAACAAAUUAUCCCACAACCACUACAACAUCCAAAUAGGAGCAACCCAUCCACGCGCGUUGGCAGACCCGCUACGACAAUAUGGGGCUCUCAAGCGUUACAUUCUCAACUGUUACAUGAAUUUGUCAUGCAAAAUUCCCAUGAGUUGCCAGAAGAUUAAGGUGCUUCGCAUGACAAAUUCUCGAAAGGUUAAACAGCAUCUAAAUCUGUUGCAAAUUAAAUUUGUGACGCGAGACUCGCAAGCUUGCCCCUUUCCAUAUUGCUGCUCUUGCAUCACAAACUCGUGUAACAGUUGAGAAUGUAACGCUUGAGAACGCCAUAGACAACGACCCAGAGCUGUGGAAUCCGCACGACGACAGUUCCUUGUCUUGGUUCCAAAAGUAUCACAGGAAAAAGUUUUAACGUUAACGGGAUUUGUGAUGCAGUAACGCACCACAAAACGUGCCCAAAUUUGUCAUGCAUAGCAUGUGUUAAGCAAAAUUUGUCAUGCAUAUUUGCAAUCUAUGAAAACCGCUAACGUUUAGCACUUUUCUGUUUGAUAAAAAGCCGAACUCGCCAGAGGAGAGGGCCAACGAGCACCAGUUGCACUAUUACCAUUUCGGAAAACCGGGAGCAGGAGCAGCGGGUGCUGAUGCUUCAAAACACCACAGGCAUCAGACCCACGACUACUCGACUUCUUCGCGGCAUAACUUACCACGUGCAGUAGAGCGUGAUGAACACCGAGCCAAUGGUGGUCCCCACUACGCACAAUCAACCUCAAUGAGCAGGUCGAAGGCUUCACCGAAGGAAAAAACGAGAGCAAGAAGUCCUGCAGGCGGGGAUAUGAUCUCGGGUACUACUUCUGGAGCGCAGCUUCUUGGCAGCGCCGCAUCACAAGGCGGUCGCAGCACGCCCCUCUACUCCAACAUCGACUACAUGGGUCCAGCGUUGACCGCUACUACCCCUGGGUCGCGAACCGGAAAGACCGGCAAGAAUCGAACAAGAAGUCGACCCCAGAUGACGAAUCAGCUGCAGAUGACCUCCCGGGAACAAGAACCCUGUUUCGACGAAAGCAGCAUCUACAGCCGGGAUUUUUUUGACAUUCUCGGCACCACUGCUAGUAAAAACAGCAAGGCGAAACAAGCCUCGGCUGCCGCCUCCAUUGUGAAUGCGAUGAGCAUGUCCGCGAAUCCAAGAUACCAGUACGGGUCGACGCAACCGCUCGUCAACGCGAAAAUCAUUCGGGGGAACCGGCAUCGACUGGGGAAUCCGCUUAUCAACUGCAAAAGUGUCUGGGUCUGGAAGAUUGCGAGAGUUGUCAUGCUUGUCUGGGAUGACCAGAAGAAAAACAAAAAGUUUGUGAUGCGUCGUGGCCAAGAAGAGACCCUUUUGUCUGUGAUGCAAAAACGCAGUUUGUUAUGCGAAAAACGCAACACAGCGAAGCGCAGAUAUUUCUCAUGCUUGGCUGGGCAUUACAGAACAUUCACUAUUCCCCAUGCAGCAUUACAAGUUUCCAGACCCAGACAUAUUUGCAUUUGAUACCUCUGAAGGGAAGGGAUGUUGGGGUGGUGCCGGGAACGGGAAUAGGGAGGAAGCACUUGAUUGGAGGGGUGUGGAAGUGACAUGGAUGAGUAUUAAUUUUCAUCGUCGAGAAUGCCAAUGCGAAGGCAGGCUCCGUCGCAUUGACAUGCAUUUUUGGCAGAUGCGAAGAGCAGGACCAUGGGGAUGGGGAAGUAGCCGGUCUAUGACUAACCACAACCGAAACGAUCGAUGGCGAAGAGGUCGCGCAUCUCCAAAGAGACGUGUGCUUCGUGCGAG